AUGUUAACAAUUGAUACCUUUUGUACUCGCUCGAUUUUUGAAUUGUUGAUUGCUGCAAUAAUACGCUAUCGUAUUCCUUCAAAAAAAGAGGGUUAUAAACAGCUAUUAAAAAAACAUAACGCCCGUCGUCGUCGGGCCGCUCAAACAGAGCGUGGUGGAGGAGGUAGUGGCGGUGCGUCAAGCAACUCAAACACUGGUGGAAGUAGUGGCGGUCAUGGUAAUAACGGCAGUCAUUCAAACGCUCACUCAGUACCUCCAUCUGAGAAUUGCCAAAAUGUAAAUACAAACUCUCCUCGGGGUGACAAUAACGAACCAGAAGAGAAAGAUUCGGCAAAUCCAAGAACUUCACAAGCAGAUUCUUCUGGACACCCUGAAUCUAACGAAAAUGCUGAGAUUAGGGAUACUGAUGGAUCCAGAAGUUCUUCAAAAAGAGAUGGUGGUGGAGCGAGGAGCCGAACUGGUCGAGGUCGCCCAUCUCAGCACUCUUCACAUUCAAACCAUGCCAACGCUGACAAUAACUCUACUGUAUCGCAUGACCGUAACCGUGAAAAUAAGUGUUCUCGGAACAACACUGACUCUCAGACGCGCCGGGCUUCCAUUGAUGCCAAGGAGUCUGAAACUGAUCAUUCACUUCCUACAUUGGAUAAGGAAUUGCCACUGGAAGAUAAGAAAAAGAAUGAUCCUGAAAGCCAUACUACAACUAGUAACUCUAAUUCCCAAAUGACAGAAGCUGUUACUAAUUCUAAUAAGUCUCAAGCGGAUUCAGAGGCAGUGUCCAGUACUUCACCUUGCAUCAAGGAUUUGAUCCACUUUGCCAUUGAGAAAAAUCUACCCAAGCCUUCAAAUGAUAAUCAAACGAAUUCAACUGAAACGUCCUCUCGAUUUGCUCCUUCAGAGGAAAAUAUGUUUCAAACUGCCAGCAGUAAUUCAGAAAAUUGUGAUGUAAGUACCUCAAAGACCGCGAACUCUUCAACCUUACCCAUGACGUCAGUUUCUUGUGAUUCUAUUAAUUUAAAUAAAGAUAAUCUCGAUUCAUCUCCAACAAUUUUUCCAUCUACAACAGCAGCUGAAAUAUAUGCUGCAGCCGCACGUUUUGCGGCAGUUAGCGCUAAUGCUUGUGGAAUGAAUACUGAUCCCUCAGCAAUAUCUGUUUCCGAAUCUGUCGAAAAUGGUAAUCGAAAUGUUUCUCAUUCAUCAUCAUCGAUUACUUCAUCGACUGCUUUUAUGCAGUCAAAGUCUGAUCAGUCUGACCUUUCAUGUGUCGAUAUAAAGAAAAAGUGGGCAGCUUCUACAAGUCUUCCUUGUAAUACCUUAGGUUAUUCGCAUCAGAAUGCGACUGGUCGUUCACUGGACCCGUCUGCUUCCAGUAAAGCAAUUUUGAUAGGAGAUUUUCUUAUUGCUCAACAACUUGGUAGAACUGACUCGUCUAGUUGGGGCAACAGCCACGUAACUUCACGUUCAGCUGAUAACACAGGAUCAACCCAUCAGCUAUCCCGAUCUAUUGAUCCCUCAACAUUACCUGUACCUGUUUGCCAUCCCUCGCAUUCUUCGACAGCUUAUAAUAAUUAUGAGCCUCAAUCAGGGUCGAAUUAUCGAUCAAUAUCGGUUGUUUCUGACAAAGGUUUGAGCAAUGAUUUCCUCGCCGAACAUGCUAUUAGACUCGCCAUGCAAGCUAAAGCUGCUGCAGCAGCGGCAGCAGCUGCCUCCGCCUCUGCAUCUAUCCAACUAGAUGGUGGUCGUCCGUCUGCAUCCAUAGUCGAGAAUAACUUCAAUUCAGAACGCUGUGUAUAUUCUCCUUUGACACCAAGUCCAGUUAAAGUUGAUGGUGUAUCAGCUACUGUCAGUCUUUCUUCUUCCGUUCAACCGAUUCUUUCACGAAUACAAAAUCUAAAAAAUGAUGGUAUGCAUCACUUUUCUCCUUCAUUUGCUAACCAAUCAGUUGGUGGUGUAUCAAAUUCUAUGCAUUCGAAACUCGACAGUGAUCCUAGCAUAUCUAUUAAUGCAGCUCAAGUUGCCUCAUUUGUUGCCAAUGCCAACAGAUUGUAUUUAGAAGAAGUUGGAUCUUACACUUUGCGUGAUAGGUCUGAUUCUAUGCGAACACUAACCAGUAGUGAAGCUACUCAACUUUACAGCGUAUUGCAACACUUACGUCAGCAAAAACAAGACGAUGAUUCUCUUUCACAGCAGAAAACUUGCCAUGUUUCAAACACGAAUAUAGAUAUUUCAAAGCAAAAUUUCAGAGAACAACAGACAGAAGUUAUGGGUAUUUUUCCACCUCGUCCACAUUCAUCUGAAAAUACUUCAGAUCAUCCUGUUGAUCCAUACUCGGAAAGAGAAAUUAUGAGAGGAGCACAGUCAAGAUUUAUGGGUUACAAUUCUCCACUAAAUAUACCUGAAGAUUCACAUGGGACCCGUAAAUCAGUUUCACGUACUGGACAUUCAAAUUUUAUUCCCGACUCAGUAGAUCCUUCAUGCGAUCCGUCUGCACUCGCUUCCGAAGCCCGCUACCGUCGUCGAGGAUAUACAGAAUCGCAAAUUAAUCUCCGGCAUAUAUCCAACGCUCCUGGACCUAAUAUGGGUUCUAGUGUCGGAGACAGCCAGUUGGUUCCUGUUCAUUCUGAAAUUCCUAACAAGUUACCUGCUGUUGAAGAGAAAGGAGAUGUUAGUCAGACAUCUUUUACUACAGCUACUUACAUAGAUGCCUUGAUAAAUAGUCAUUUAAGUAAAUCGUCUAAAACACAGGUUGACCGCCCUCGACCCUCUUCUAACUCCAUUGAAUCGGAUGUCAACCAACCUAUAUUAGUUUCCAUCACUUCAGCUAGUCCUUCUAGCUUCAGCAAAUAUAACUUACCUGAAUUAUUUACAAUAUCAUUCCGAAUACAG
This is a messenger RNA of Trichobilharzia szidati, 2883 nucleotides long. Lineage: Eukaryota; Metazoa; Platyhelminthes; Trematoda; Strigeidida; Schistosomatidae. The record is from the annotation of a GenBank genome assembly.